This is a messenger RNA of Camelus dromedarius (Arabian camel), 3919 nucleotides long. RefSeq names its product dual specificity phosphatase 3 (gene DUSP3). The transcript has 3 exons. NCBI's taxonomy places the organism in Eukaryota, Metazoa, Chordata, Mammalia, Artiodactyla, Camelidae. The record is from RefSeq and is a predicted model, not a curated record. Gene Ontology annotation, cellular component: cytosol; cytoplasm. Gene Ontology annotation, molecular function: MAP kinase phosphatase activity; protein tyrosine/serine/threonine phosphatase activity. Gene Ontology annotation, biological process: negative regulation of ERK1 and ERK2 cascade; negative regulation of T cell receptor signaling pathway; protein dephosphorylation. Bases 60 to 617 code for a protein of 185 amino acids.
GACCCGGCCGCUCUCCCCUCGCUCGCGGCUGCCCCGGCGUGCAGGGCCCGGCCGCCGCCAUGUCGGGCCCGUUCGAGCUCUCGGUGCAGGAUCUCAACGACUUGCUCUCGGACGGCAGCGGCUGCUACAGCCUCCCAAGCCAGCCCUGCAACGAGGUCACCCCCAGGAUCUACGUGGGCAACGCGUCUGUGGCUCAAGACAUCCCCAAGCUGCAGAAACUGGGCAUCACCCACGUCCUGAACGCGGCUGAAGGCAGGUCCUUCAUGCACGUGAACACCAAUGCCAAUUUCUACAAGGACUCCGGCAUCACCUACCUGGGCAUCAAGGCCAACGACACACAAGAGUUCAACCUCAGCGCCUACUUUGAAAAGGCGGCGGACUUCAUCGACCAGGCCCUGGCUCAGAAGAAUGGCCGAGUGCUGGUCCACUGCCGAGAGGGUUACAGCCGCUCACCAACGCUGGUCAUCGCGUACCUCAUGAUGCGUCAGAAGAUGGAUGUCAAGUCUGCACUGAGCGUCGUGAGGCAGAACCGUGAGAUCGGCCCCAACGAUGGUUUCCUGGCCCAGCUCUGCCAGCUCAAUGACAGACUAGUCAAGGAAGGGAAAUUGAAACUCUAGGGCACCCCCACUGCCUCUUCUCUAGAGGACGGACAGGGGAGGCCCUGGUGGAGGUGUCCCAAGCUGCCAUGUUUAGGAAACACAGUGUACCCUGCUCCCAGCAUCACCAGGCACUUGCCCACAAGUCUGUCCCAACACAUCCCUGGGCCACUUUCCCCCCGGGGAGCAUAGAAAGAAGCUUGCCGAGGAGGGCAUUCUUGUCCUAUGUGUGACCUGUGCCUGCAGUUUGCAAUGUCCUCACCCUGAGGUGGGGGGACACGGAGGGGGAUGGCCUGGGACGGGUGUGCUUCUCCCAGAUGACCCAGGGCAAGAGGUCUGAGAUGCUCACAGGGGCCCGUCCUGCCCUCCUCCACCCGUCACUCCCCACCCCUCACCCCUGGGCCCUCUCCUGAGGGGGGGCCACAGCCCUGUAAAGGAACUAUGCAAACGCGGGCCCCUCUCCCCCCACCGUGUGUGUCUCCCCAUCUCCUCACAGCCGUCCACAUCCUGCUUGUAGGCAGAGGCACAUCCCGAGGGCUGAAGCUGGCUCAGGGUCAGUGAUCAGGAGGUGGAAAUUCCCAAGAAGAGACUGCAUUUUAAUGAUUUCCUUAGGAUUAAAGAUACUGAAACAAAGGGGCCCUGGAGUGGGCAAACACAUCCCCCAGGAGGACUUUCCUAAAUCAAUAGUUUUAAAAAUGUGAAUCCUUGGGAGGCUUGAGUUCAGAAUCCACCUGUUUGGGCUAUUCGGCUCUUGGUCACUUGGUCUGUUAGAAGAGCUAUGCCUUGGACCGGGUUUUAUUUUUCUUUUUUAGAAAACAGGGUGUUGAAGUCCAGCCUAUUUAAAAACCCCACCAUUUGGAGAAUUACAAGGGUUUUGUCCUGAAUUAUAGUGUUGGCGAGCCCAAGCCACUCGUGCUCACUGCUUUUUGUCUUGGUUGCUAUUCCGAGACCAGGAGGAGGAAGUUAGCCAAUUAUAGUGUGUGUGUGUGUGUGUGUGUGUGCGUGUGCGUGUGCGUGUGCGCGCGCGCGUGUGAGCAGCAGAGCCUGAGACUGGACGAGCAGGGAGAUGAACAGGCCCAGGCUCACUCACUCACACGGGUGUGCACAUGUGUCAGGAUGUAGGAGUUUCGUUUUGAACACAGUCUUGUUAGGACGUGGCAGACUUGUCACCAGGGCAGGUGAUGGCGAGGUGAUCCUCACAGCCUUGCCCUGGGUGCCUGGCCCAUAGGUGUCCCAGAAAAGUGUGUGGAGUUAAACCUUUUUUUUUGAACACCAAAUAUAUGCAGGGCGUUGUUCUGGUGGGUGUAGCCAGCUCCCAGAAGCCUGAAUUUGUGGUCGGAUCCCUUGCAAGGAUUUGCAGAGGAGUCUUACCUGAAAUGAAAUAUCAGGGAUUUUUGUUGAAUAUUUAAAAUUCAGUUUUGAAUUUCAAUUCAGGUAGCGUUAACAUGUCGAGGCAGGGAAUGUGCCUUUUCCAGGGCUGCCCGGGAGCUGCUGGCUGGGAUGGGGAGACGCAGGUGUGCCCCGGGGCUUCCCUCACAGGGGUGAUGAGCUCUCUCCCGGCAAAAGUAGGGGCAGCGCCUCACAGCCUGGUUGUCGCCUUUUCUCUGUGACCACAGCAGCCCUGAACAAAUUAGGAUCUGUCUUCUUUUUCAGAUACCAGGCUGCCCAGAUAGACCCACUUAAGUGAAGUGGCCAUCCUCCCAACUGGGUGCCUCCCAGUUCUCAGAUAACUCUCCCACUUAAUCUGACUUGAUCCUCACAAUAACCCUAGUCACUUGGUAGAGCUUAUCCAUGUACUGUUACAUUUUUUAAAAAAAAAAGGAACCGAGGUUCAGAGUGAUCAGGGGUGCGGUGCUCAGGGCCGCUCAGCUCUAAGGCAGAGCUGAGGCAAGAUUUCAGGUUUGCUGUUCUCUGAAGCAGAAUUCUUUCUCUUAUUCUACACUCAUCUUCAAGAAGUGAUUCCCCGGGCGUGUCCAGGUGCGCUGCACGUGCCUUUGACCCAGCCCGUGUGCACAAAGGCCAGUCAGCUCUGCGGACAGAGGACAAUUCAGGCUGUGGCGUCAAGAGCGGCUCUUUUCCGGGGAAAGGCAGUAAAAAGCGCGGGUCCCCAGUUGGGUUGGAAUGUGGGGCUCUUCCAGGAGACCCGUAGCCUCCCUGAGUCAGAGCUCUCUGCUCCACUUCUGGAAGAAGCUCAGGAGCUGGGGCUGGGGCCCUGCCCACCUCCACGCCCAGGCGGUGGUCACCCCACAGGAUAGCACAGCUCCUUAGGUUAUUUUACCAGGACCUCUUGACAGCCUCUUUGUGGGGACAUGAGGGAGAAAAGGCCACGGGGAGAAUUACUGCCUUCACUCUGGGGCUACUUUUAUGCUGAUAACUUGGGAUUUCUGGAUAGUCCUUGGUCCUAGAAUCUCCAUGUUGACUUUACGAGAUGUAGCUUCUAGUUCUUUGAGUAAAGCAAAAUCAAAUUGUGUAAGAGCCAACACGUGCCCAGCUGUGAGUGGAAAGCUGCCUCUGGACCGCCUUCUACCCCUGGGAAGUGAUGGAAUAGGAACUCAGGGUGCCCUUUCCCCCUCCUCUGACCCGAUCCUUUUCUUUGACUAGCAGACCCCAUCUAGGCCAGAUUAGAGCACCAAACGGUUUUCUUCUCAGUUCUAAAGCAGUAUGCCUUCCACAGGCUGGUCUGCUCCCCUGCCACUCUGAGUUAGCUGGAGAACAGAAGCCACCAUUUGUCAAACAAGGGGACUCAUCUUGAAGACCUCUAAGGCCCCUUUUGACUCUGACACUGUAGGGUUCUCUAAGAAGCCCCAUUGACCUUGAAUACCACUGGGAAAUUAUAGGGUGUGUAACAAUGUGAUAACCAGCAGGUGGCGCCGUGUUCCACCCAUGGUUAUGGAUGCUUGGAAAAGGAAUGUUGGUGCCUUUUGACCGGGUCACGAGUUAAUGUUAAGAUGCUAAUGUUUUAAUAAAAUAAGCUCUGAUCUUAAAAUAUGAAGAUAUUAGCUUUUCUCGCAGGAAAUUUUCUGUCGUAAAACCGGCAUCAAGAAUCACUGAAGACCCAACAAUGAUGGUCCUUCCAAGUUAAGAUUUUAUCCUGAUAGGAAAGAGAGGCCAUCUCCGGUUGAGAGAGCAGCUUGGUUGGAAGCUUAACUUACCUCCUGUCAGCUUUUAGGGUAAUUUGAUUGUGCAAGUGUGAAUUUUCUGAACAGAAAAGGGGAAGGUAUUUAAUUGAUUUUUUUAAAAAGUAAGUUUCAUGUCUGUUGUAUCACAAAUCAGUGUUAAAACACUAAAACUGUAACCAAAUAAAUGUCUUACAUUAAGAGAAA